Molecule: messenger RNA, 2155 nt
Organism: Sorghum bicolor (sorghum)
Lineage: Eukaryota; Viridiplantae; Streptophyta; Magnoliopsida; Poales; Poaceae
Product: probable carboxylesterase 12
Exons: 3
Coding region: 90-1274 (394 amino acids)
Molecular function (GO): hydrolase activity
Source: RefSeq, a predicted model, not a curated record
UUUCCAUUGGUGUGGUCGGACCUGAAGGUGCGUGGGUCAUGAUCUAUGCCCUUCCCGGGUGCUAGGGGGCAUACGGGUGUUGAUAUUUCAUGUAUCGCUCGUUGAAGCAAAAACUGCAGAGUAACAUGAGGCGUGCUCUCUGUCACAAGAUCCCGUGCUGUGGUAGGACGACCGCCGGGCCCCGGAUUUUAUCUACGCCCUGGAUUCCAGCGAUUUGGCCGGGGUCAGUCGCUACUGGAAUAAACUUUCCAUCUCAAAAAGACCCAUCUUAUUAUCAUAGGAAGUCUGCCAAUUUUUCCACCAAGGUCACACCAUCGUCACCUCCCUCCACGGCCAUGGAGCCCGGCGCAGACGAGGUGGCGUUCGAGUCCUCGGCGCAUUUCCGCAUCUACAAGAGCGGGAGGAUCGAGCGCCUGAACCGGCCUCCUGUCCUCCCCGCCGGCCUCGACGAUGCCACCGGUGUCACCUCCAAGGACGUUGUCCUGGACGCCGACACCGGCCUUUCCGUACGCCUCUACCUCCCCAAGCUCCAGCAGGAACGUCCGUCCAAGAAGCUCCCGGUCCUCGUCUACUUCCACGGCGGCGCGUUCCUCAUCGAGUCGGCCGGCUCCGCCACGUACCACGCCUACGUGAACCCGCUCGCGGCCGCCGCGGGCGCGCUGGUGGUGUCCGUGAGCUACCGCCUGGCACCGGAGCACCCGCUCCCGGCGGCCUACGACGACUCGUGGGCCGCGCUCCAGUGGGCGGCGUCGGCGCGGGACGAGUGGAUCGCCGAGCACGGCGACACGGCGCGGCUCUUCCUCGCCGGCGACAGCGCCGGCGCAAACAUCGUGCACGACAUGCUGAUGAGGGCGGCGUCCGCGCGGGGGCCGCGCAUCGAGGGCGCCGUCCUGCUCCACCCGUGGUUCGGCGGGAGCGCGCCCAUCGAGGGGGAGCCGCCGGGCCCUGCAGCGGGCACCGCUGGGCUCUGGACUUACGCGUGCCCGGGCGCGGUCGGCGGCGCCGACGACCCGAGGAUGAACCCUCUGGCGCCCGGCGCGCCGGCGCUGGAGAAGCUCGGGUGCGCGAGGAUGCUGGUGUGCGCCGGGACGCUGGACGCGCUCUACAGGAGGGACCGCGCGUACUACGAAGCCGUGGCGGCCAGCGCGUGGCCCGGGGACGUGGCGUGGCUCGAGUCCGAGGGAGAGGACCACGACUUCUUCCUCGGGAAGCCCGAGUGCGAGAACGCCAAGCAGCUCAUGGACCGCGUCGUGGCCUUCAUAGCCGGGGCCUGACUUGCGCUCUCUUGUGGGCGCGGCGCGGCGAGUCGUCAUUGAAGACUCAAGUUAAUUGUGGUUGCUUUGACUACCAGUUCGUGCGUCUUCUUUCAUGAGUCACCCCCUCGCCCCCUCUGGCGUGUGCUCAAGGUGUCGUGGUUAUCUCCUCCAUCUCGUGCCUCUUCUUGCUCGAGUCACUCCUCCAGCGGACGCCAAGUUCCUUUCCCUCCCCAUUGGCCUCCCAGUGCUACUCAACCACAAGCUUAUGCUCGAUUCUAAGAGAAAGUAUAACAACUAGCCAAGUUAGAAAAGAGAAGCUCGAGCGGCGCGCAUGUAUGGAGGAAGACAGUACUGACGGGCUCUUCGUUCACCCAUCCUUUGUUGUUGAUGAAGUGAGAUGAGUUAGAGGAUGAUAGUGCGGACGAAAAUGAGUUAGGGUAUGAAGUAUGGGAUGAGGUGCCAUGCAAUGAGGGAAACCAUGCUCCAAAUGUAGUAUAUGAUCCAUUGCUAAUGUGUAACAUUUAUAGGUCAAGAAGUGGGUCAAUUCACCAAGAAGCACUUUCUAUCGUUACACACAUAGAUCAAUCUGUGAAGACUAAAUGUAAAAGGAGGGUAAAACCCACAAGGAAGAAGCAAGGGCUAGGUCAAAGGAUGUACACUUUCCAAAGGUGCCACUUGAUAGCUCAUCGACGCAUACAAGAAGGAAAACAUGACAACCUACCAGCCCACAAUGGUACAAGAAACUAAAUAAGGCUCGGCCUUUGAUUUCUAAUAUGCAUGUCGAAUUGACUUGGUGUAUGUGAGCCCAACGUAUGUCAGAGAUCUCAUUUAUGUGUGUAAUGUAUGCAUUGGUGGACUUGUGAACAAAUUUAUAUGUGCACCUAGCUAAUGUAUGCAAC